CUUUGUCCUGGCCUGAUUUUCAUCCUUCUUUUUUCAACCCAUCGUGAUAUAGAACAUUAACUGCUUGUCUAUAAACCUCUUUUCUUAUAUCGCCAAUCAAUCCAGUCGUAUACUCUUGAUUACAACAGUCAAUAUGCCUUCUACUACUUCUUCGGCCAUGCAAAUGCCCCGUGAACCGGCCCCCGCAGCGUUCCCUACCGAACGAACCAGCACCGAACAGCCGCGCCCAGUUCAACCCAUGACAAUGGAACAGCCUGAAAUGAGCAUGCGAGGAGGCAAAGACGGUGGUGCUAUCUGUUGUGGUAUCUGCGCCGGUCUUUGCUGUUUCGAAUGCCUAGACUGCUGCUGUUAAACAAUUUCAAUGGGCAAGGAUAUCAUAGAGUAAAGCUCUGGCGUUCAGCUUUGUCUUCAAAUAAUACCUCGUUCGAAU
Fusarium oxysporum Fo47 is the source of this 430-nucleotide messenger RNA. RefSeq lists its product as uncharacterized. The record is from RefSeq and is a predicted model, not a curated record. Lineage: Eukaryota; Fungi; Ascomycota; Sordariomycetes; Hypocreales; Nectriaceae. The transcript has 4 exons. The coding region runs from base 134 to 352 and encodes 72 amino acids.